AUGUCUCAAGAAUUCACCUACUCGGACAUUUCCGAGCACAACACCAAGAAGGACCUCUACAUGGUCGUCCACGACAAGGUCUACAACUGCACAAGCUUCGUCGAUGAGCACCCUGGUGGUGAAGAAGUAAUGCUCGAUGUCGGUGGCCAGGACGCCACCGAAGCCUUCGAAGACGUCGGCCACAGUGACGAGGCCCGUGAGAUCCUCGAGGGUCUUCUUGUCGGCACCGUCAAGCGUCAACCCGGCGACCCCGCUCCCAAGUCCUCCGCUCAGCCUACCUCAGCAAAGACAUCUGGCCCUGACGCUGCUGGUCUGGGUGCUGGCCUUUAUGCCAUUCUCCUCGUUGGUGGUGCUUUGGCUUACUUUGCAUACUCUUACCUUCAGGCAAACAGCCAGCCUAAGAACUAA
Molecule: messenger RNA, 408 nt
Organism: Aureobasidium melanogenum CBS 110374
Lineage: Eukaryota; Fungi; Ascomycota; Dothideomycetes; Dothideales; Saccotheciaceae
Product: cytochrome b5
Exons: 3
Coding region: 1-408 (135 amino acids)
Biological process (GO): sterol biosynthetic process
Cellular component (GO): intracellular membrane-bounded organelle; endoplasmic reticulum membrane
Molecular function (GO): heme binding
Source: RefSeq, a predicted model, not a curated record